This is a messenger RNA of Endocarpon pusillum Z07020, 2016 nucleotides long. RefSeq lists its product as uncharacterized. The record is from RefSeq and is a predicted model, not a curated record. The transcript has 3 exons. The coding region runs from base 1 to 2016 and encodes 671 amino acids. Lineage: Eukaryota; Fungi; Ascomycota; Eurotiomycetes; Verrucariales; Verrucariaceae.
AUGUCUUACACCCCCAUCGACUUUCAUUUUGGUCACGAUGGUACCGAUUUGGGUGUCCAUCCAGACAACAACGUCGCCGGGCCUGGUCGACCUGAGAGUUCUCACUCUCACAAUAUCACAGCAAGCCCAAUUGGCUCUAAUUGGAUAAGCUCUGGAUCAAGAGAGAUUGGGCGUGAAAAUAUGAUCGCGCCUACUGUCUUCAGUGCUGGUUCUCAUGGAAGCGCAACUAUUGUUGCGGAUCGCUGGAGUGAUUCUUCUCGUACAUCCAACAAGAAGAACCUGAAGAGCCCUGCUGUCCAUGAAGUGUCUCUGCAGGAUGGUGAGAGUGGAUCUGUGUCAUCUGGCAGCUCGAAGCACCUCAGGGGCGGUUCUUGGACCGUCGAGAUCAUUUCCUUCACUAUUGCUUUGCUUGCUCUGGCUGCCAUCAUUGGUGUACUUGCGCACUACAAUGGAAAAUCGAUGCCGAGCUGGCCUACUGGUAUAACACUUAACACGCUGAUAGCGCUCCUAACAGCAAUUGCCAACGCCGCUCUUGCCAGUCCACUGCAGCAGGGCUUGUCUCAACUCAAAUGGAUCAAUUUCAAGCGCGAAAGUCGACCACUUACCGACAUGGAGGCAUUUGAUGACGCUAGUCGAGGGAUCUGGGGUUCGAUCAAACUGCUUGUGAUGGGACGCGGCGGCGUACUUGGUUCUUUCGGCGCCGUUAUUGUUAUUCUAGCACUGGCCAUGUCACCUUUUGCUCAACAAAUCGUGGUUUAUCGCGCCAGGGAAGAUGUCGCCAUAAGCAAUCCUCACUCCUCCAUCAACACCGCUCUCAACUAUACCUGGGUUCUUCCGGGAGACCCUUCUAGCCAAUCACCUCAAUUCGUUCCUAUUCUUCCUAUGAAAGCCGCAGUCUGGGGCGGUCUCUUCGCGGCUGACAUCAAUCCGGUGCCUCCUUACGAUUGCCCAACAGGUAACUGCACUUGGCCUGAUUUCUCGACGUUAGCGGUAUGCAGUUCGUGCGUCUCGAUGACAGAAUAUAUGGAAAAAGACUGCCAAAGCAAUGACAAUGGCAAUUCUUCAGGCUGUGGAUGGUCACUACCAAAUGGUGCUAAACUGAAUGGUUCAAGCUCUGUUUUUAGCAUGACUCCAACGAUACCAUCAGUCAAUGGAGACCUGAGCUAUGCUACCAUCAUGAAACUCACGUUCAUGGGAACGGAAGCACAGAACAAGGAAACCACUACUCAAUUUACCGGCUCUGGGAUUGUGCAGCCAUGGGCUCAGCAGUGUACCCUGCAAUACUGUGUUCAAGAUAUGCAUACCUACGUGAUCGACGGUCAGCUUGGGCAAAACGUGACAGCCACGUACUACAACACAUCUGUAGUGUCCAUCAACGAGACGCUCCAAGCUGGUAAUGAUACUCCGCUAUACAUCACCUCGAAACUGCACAAUGAAACCUUCAAUGUGGGCGGCUCUGUGAUGCUCGGCAUCCAACAGUGGUUUGCGGACCUUUUUACGACUGGCUCGGCAACAAGAGAGGACAUUUCAAAGACAGAAAGCAACAUCGUCGUGAAUCUGACUGUGGGCGUCAGCUCUGGAAUGACGAGCUUCACCUCCGAUGUCGUGCAAGGUUUCUACUGGUUCUACUACGAGUAUCCGACCGGUCUGCCAGACCUCAAUGAAGGCCUCGCGAAGACGAUGACAAAUGCGAUUCGAGCAAGCGGUGGUGGUGUUCCCGUUCUCGGCACUGCUUAUGAGAUGAGCACCUAUGUACACAUUCGGUGGGGCUGGAUCACGCUUCCAGCCAUCGUGGUUCUCAUGACUGGGACUUUUCUGGCCGCGGCCAUGCUUAGAAGUCGGUCUACGAGGACGAAACUGUGGAAGAGUAGUGCUUUGGCAAUGUUGUUCCAUGGUCUUGAUGGUGAUUCGAGGAAGACGGCGCUCAACUCAGAUAGUCUGAGGAAGGUUAAGGUCAGACUCGACGAUGAUGAGAAUAGCUCGCAUGGCGAAGGUGGUCGGCUGUUGAGGAUAUGA